This is a messenger RNA of Chelonia mydas (Green sea turtle), 1134 nucleotides long. RefSeq lists its product as uncharacterized. The record is from RefSeq and is a predicted model, not a curated record. The transcript has 4 exons. NCBI's taxonomy places the organism in Eukaryota, Metazoa, Chordata, Testudines, Cheloniidae. The coding region runs from base 135 to 986 and encodes 283 amino acids.
GCCAAGCCAGCCAGGGUCCAGUGCCAUGUCUGGAGAUUCUGGAGCAGCCAGGCUUUCAAAGCGAUCCAGAGUCUCAGUGGCCGCCGGCCCUUCGGAGAGAUCCAGAAGUCUCAGUGGCUGCUGGCCCUUCGGAGAUGGCUACGGUGUCAGUGGCCGUGGGUCCAUCCGAGCUGGAACCAUGGAGCAGCGCCCGGCUCUCGGGGAGGGACCAACUGAGCCUGCCAGGCAGGGGAUCUAGAGAGCGCAGCAAGGCGGGGAGCUCCACGAGAAAUGCUGGGACCCCCGGUGCCGUGGCUGCCCUAGGGAUGGAGGGUGAUGAUGUAUCUGGAGAGACAUCCAAGAAGUCCAGAGCCUCUGUGGUUCUAAGCUCUCCAGAAAGAUCGAGACCUGUGGCUCUAGGUUCUGCGGACAAAUCGAGAGCGUCGGUAGCUCCAGGUUCUCCAAAGCGAUUCAGUGUCUCGGUGGCCGCUGGCCCAUCAGAAAGAUCCAAAGCAUCCGUGGCCACUGGCCCUUCGGAGAUGGCUACAGUGUCGGUGGCCGUGGGACGGUCUGAGCCAGGGUCUCUCAGCAGCUCCUGGACCCCGGGGACAGAUGCUCAGAGGGCUCCCAACGUGGGGAAGAGCCGGCUUAGCUCCCCGUGCUCCGGGGCUCCUCUGGGGACGGAGGCCGGCCACGCAUCCCCGGGCAGUGCCACCCUGGGGAGAUCCGGGGAGCAGAGCCGAAGCCUGGCCAGGGAGGAAGGAGGGGCCCGUUCCCAGAGUCCCUCGAGCCAGGCGCCCCACGCGAGAGCUGCAGUCUCGAGGCCCAGAAGCACCCGGCCCUCGGAGCUGGACAGACAGGGGGAGCCGGGCUGGGGAUCCAGCCGUCCCAGUGCGACAAGGAGCCGGAGCAAAGGCCGGAAGGGAGACAAGCAGGACCCCUCUGUUGGGCACCCUGCCAGCAAAGGCGGCAGUGAGCGGGCUGCAGACAGAAUGAAAUCUCAGUAGAGGUCAGGCCGGACACAGCCCGAGCUGGAGGGGAGGAUUCGUCGCUGGGCCCCGGGAGUCUCUCAGGGACAGGACGGCUGGAGGGCCCAGGCCAGGGGAUCGGGGCAGGGAACAGCUAGGACGCCCCACAGCGGCCGGCCGGCCAGGG